Molecule: messenger RNA, 432 nt
Organism: Salvia splendens (bonfire salvia)
Lineage: Eukaryota; Viridiplantae; Streptophyta; Magnoliopsida; Lamiales; Lamiaceae
Product: isoamylase 1, chloroplastic-like
Exons: 2
Coding region: 1-432 (143 amino acids)
Biological process (GO): carbohydrate metabolic process
Molecular function (GO): hydrolase activity, hydrolyzing O-glycosyl compounds
Source: RefSeq, a predicted model, not a curated record
AUGGAGCUGCUCCGUUCUUCACUCAUUCCCAAUUAUCUCGCUCCCAAACUCACUGCCAAGACGUAUCUCCAUCACCGCGAAAGGGAAUUGAAUUUCGGAAUUCCGAAUCAUUCAUUCUCCAAAAAUACGGGUGCAACUGCGAAGCGAUGCGCAAUCGUCAAUAGUUCAAUUGAGAGAGGCGACGCCGACACUGCCUUGGUCGUCGAGAAGCCUCCGCCGAAGCCGCGCCUUUUCAAGGUCCUCCCCGACCGUCCCACGCCGUUCGGAGCCACGCUGAGACACGGUGGAGUCAAUAUCGCUAAAAUAGUGACUGAGGAAAUUGCUCUAAAUCCGCUUAUUAACAAAACCGGGGAUGUUUGGCAUGUGUUUGUGAAAGGUGAUUUCGAAGAAAUGGCCUAUGGCUACAGAGUUAAAGGGAGUUUCUCCCCGUAG